AUGGACAACUUGAAACUCUUCUGGGAAGUCCCUUUGGUACUCGUUCUUCACAACAACGACGAAACCAUUCGAUUCUCCACCUUCGACAUCGAACGCAACCGCAUCUUCUUCCUCUCUUCUCACAAUCUCAUCUACACUUCCGAUCUCUCCUCUUUCCAUGAAAAUGGUGUUUGGAGCCGUAAAGCCUCGCUCCCCGCGGAUGCCGUUACUAUCGACAUUGAGCCCGGAGAUUCUGUUACCUCCUUCGACUAUCUCAUGGAGAAGGUAGCGCUUCUUCUCGGAACCUCCAACGGCCUUCUCUUGCUUCACAACGUCGACGACGGCUCUCACGCAAUGCAAGUCGUUGGCCAGCUUGACGGCGGUGUCAACGCCGUUUCUCUCAGUCCGGACGGAGAGCUAACCGCCAUUACCACCGGUUUAGCGCAGCUUUUGGUGAUGACUCACGAUUGGGACGUGUUGUAUGAAGCGCCACUCCACGAUGGUGUUCCUGACGACUGUCACGUAAGUGAAGGGAACUUUUUUCCUGUGUCUUGGCGAGGUGAUGGGAAAUAUUUUGCUACCAUGAGUGAUGUGUUCGAUUCUGAUUCUAUGCUUAAAAGAAUUAAGGUUUGGGAUCGAGAUUCUGGGGAUUUGCUUGCUUCUUCGGAACCAAGAAAUUUUUCCGGGGCAGUUUUGGAGUGGAUGCCCAGUGGUGCUAAAGUUGCAGCUGUUUGUGAUGGGAAAGAUGAAAAUGAAUGUUCCUCUGUUGUUUUCUUUGAGAGGAACGGAUUAGAGAGAAGUAGGUUUAGUGUUGACGCAAAAGUGAAAUUUCUGAAGUGGAAUUGCAGUUCUGAUCUUCUUGCAGGUGUUGUUGAAUGCAAAAAUUAUGAUGCUGUGAGGAUAUGGUGUUUUAGUAAUAACCACUGGUACCUGAAGCAUGAAAUUAGAUUCUUGAAGCGAGAUGAAGUUAGAUUCAUUUGGAAUCCGACAAAGCCUCUGCAGUUAAUUUGUUGGACUCUUGGUGGUCAGGUCACGGUUUUUAACUUCGUUUGGAUCACGGCUGUUAUGGAGAAUUCUGUUGCACUAGUCGUUGAUGGCUCCAAUAUUUGUGUAACCCCACUGUCAUUGUCCUUAAUGCCACCUACUAUGUUUUUAUUUACCCUGAAAUUUUCUUCCCAUGUCCGGGGUAUGGCAGUAUAUUGUAAAAACUCAAAGAACCGGUUAGCUGUAUUUCUUUCAGACAGAAGCAUGUGUAUUGUGGAGCUUCCGUCAAUUGAAACCUGGGAAGAACUCGAGGGGAAAGAAUUCAAUGUUGAAGCCUCUCAUACAGAAUUGGAGCGCGGAUCCCUUUUACAUCUUGAAUGGUUGGAUUCUCAUACGCUAUUAACUGUUUCACAUUAUGGUUUCAGUCACAGUAAUGGCUCGUUUCAAACAUCAACUGAUGGUGGACUUCGAGGCUUCCAUUUGCAUGAGGUGGAACUUGAAUGUUCUGAGGAUGUUGUUCCAGGAUUGCUGACUUGUUCAGGAUGGGAGGCAACAGUUUCUAAACAACAUACCCUUGAAGAGCUGGUUAUUGGCAUCGCUUCAUAUCCUGCUAAUAAACACACUGCAUACAUUCAGUUUUCUAGGGGGGAAAUCCAAGAGUAUGUAUCUAAAUUUGGGAUUAGUAGAGGAUCUCUAGUUCAAGAACAACGAGUUUUUUCAGCGCCUUGCCCUUGGAUGAGUUUAGUGCUAGUUGGCAGUGCUGCUGGCCUAUCAAAACCAGUACUUUUUGGACUGGAUGAGUUUGGCAGACUGCAUGUUAAUGGGGGGAUAGUUUGCAACAACUGCAGCAGCUUCUCAUUUUACUCAAAUUCGGCAGACCAAGUUAUGUCACACCUAAUUCUUGCAACUAAACAAGAUUUACUUUUUAUUGUUGACGUUGCUGAUGUAUUUAACGGGGAGUUAGAUUUAAAGUAUGGUCACUUUGUUCGGAUUAACAAUAGAAGGAAAGAUGAAAAUGAAAGCUACAUAAAUAUAUGGGAGAGAGGUGCUAAAAUUGUUGGAGUAUUACAUGGGGAUAAAGCUUCCAUUAUAUUGCAAACUACCCGGGGAAACCUAGAAUGUGUAUACCCUAGAAAGUUGGUUCUGGUUUCCAUUAUUAAUGCAUUAGUUCAAAAGCGCUUUAAAGAUGCAUUACUUAUGGUUAGAAGGCAUAGAAUUGAUUUCAAUGUAAUUGUUGAUUACUGUGGCUGGCAGGCCUUUUCCCAAUCAGCUUCUGAAUUUGUCAAGCAGGUUAACAAUCUCAGUUACAUAACUGAGUUUGUUUGCUCUGUAAAGAAUGAAAAUAUUAUGGAAAAUCUCUAUAAAAAUUAUGUAUCUGUACCCUGUCCAAAGAUUCCUAAUGUUAUGUUAGUUGGCCCCCCCAAGAAUUGUCCUGCCGGUAACAAGGUUUCUUCUGUUCUGAUGGCUGUAAGAAAAGCUCUUGAGGAUCACAUAACAGAGAGUCCGGCAAGGGAGCUUUGCAUUUUGACCACUCUAGCUCGAAGUGAUCCUCCAUUACUUGAAGAUGCUUUAAAGAGGAUAAAAGUUAUCCGAGAAAAGGAAUUGUCUCAUGCUGAUGACCAGGGGAGAAUGUCUUACCCUUCUGCUGAAGAAGCUUUAAAGCAUCUUUUGUGGUUAGCUGAUUCUGAUGCUGUCUAUGAAGCUGCUUUGGGUCUUUAUGAUGUAAAUCUUUCAGCUAUGGUGGCAUUAAAUGCUCAGAAAGAUCCAAAGGAGUUUCUUCCAUUCUUACAGGUAUUGGAGCGUAUGCCUACUCAAUUAAUGCAAUAUAAUAUUGACCUUAAGCUGAAAAGGUUUGAAAAGGCUCUCAGACACCUUGCUUCUGCUGGAGAUUGUUAUUAUGAUGAUUGUAUGACACUUGUGAAGAAAAAUCCUCAACUUUUUCCAUUGGCUCUUCAACUUUUUACUGGCCACACUGAGCAGAUGCAAUUUCUUGAGGCAUGGGGGGAUUAUCUUAGUGAUGAAAAAUGCUUUGAAGAUGCUGCCACAAUUUACUUAUCCUGUUUCAAUCUGGAUAAAGCCAUGAAGUCUUAUCGAGCUAUUAAUAACUGGAGUGGGGUGCUUACAGUUGCUGGGUUACUUAAUAUGGGAAAGGAAGAGAUGCUGUGUAUUGCCGGUGAGCUCUGUGAAGAACUUCAAGCACUUGGUAAACCUGGGGAGGCUGCGAAAAUUGCCCUGGAGUACUGUGGAGAUGUUAACACUGGUGUUAAUUUGUUGAUUACUGCAAGGGAAUGGGAGGAGGCUUUGAGGGUUGUUUUUAUGCAUAGAAGAGAUGACUUAAUUGAAACAGUGAAGAAUGCAUCUUUGGAAUGUGCAAGCACACUUACCAGUGAAUAUGAGGAAGGCUUAGAGAAAGUGGGUAAGUACUUGGCUCGUUACCUUGCUGUUCGACAGAGAAGAUUACUUCUUGCAGCGAAGCUCCAGUCAGAGGAACGAGCAGCGAGUGAUCUUGAGGAUGAUGCUGCCUCAGAAGCUAGCAGCAAUUUUAGUGGAAUGAGUGCAUACACCACAGGGACCAGGAAAAGUUCUGCCGCCUCGUUUAGCUCGGCUGUUACUAGCAAGGCAAGAGACGCUAGGCGUCAGAAGAAGAGAGGAAAAAUCCGCCCUGGGAGUCCUGAUGAGGAGAUGGCUUUGGUGGAGCAUUUGAAAGGCAUGUCCCUGACAGUGGAAGCUAGACGUGAGCUGAAAUCUUUGUUGGUUUCCCUAAUGAUGUUUGGCGAGUGCGAAACAUGUAGGAAGCUACAGCUAAUGGGAGAAAACUUUCAAUUAUCUCAGAUGGCAGCCGUGAGAUUAGCUGAAGAUACAAUAUCUAAUGAUACCAUAAAUGAGUAUGCACAUACGUUGGAGCAAUAUGCCCAGAAAGUUAAGACUGAACUUCACAAUUCAGAGGCCUUCUCCUGGCGGCUUCGAGUAUUUUUGCCUACGAGUGAAAGUAGCUAA
Molecule: messenger RNA, 3960 nt
Organism: Sphenostylis stenocarpa
Lineage: Eukaryota; Viridiplantae; Streptophyta; Magnoliopsida; Fabales; Fabaceae
Source: the annotation of a GenBank genome assembly